This is a messenger RNA of Loxodonta africana (African savanna elephant), 417 nucleotides long. RefSeq names its product protein HP-25 homolog 2-like. The transcript has a single exon. The record is from RefSeq and is a predicted model, not a curated record. Gene Ontology annotation, molecular function: protein binding. Bases 1 to 417 code for a protein of 138 amino acids. Lineage: Eukaryota; Metazoa; Chordata; Mammalia; Proboscidea; Elephantidae.
AUGCAAGGGCCAAGAGGAGAAGAAGGAGGUGUUGAGAAGUGUCCAUUCCCAUCAAUUUCUUCCUUUGCAGUGAAGCUGCGUGAACCUCUCCCGGUGCCCUUCCAGCCCAUUGUCUUUGCAGAAGCCCUUUAUAACCCUCAGAACCAUUUCAAUCUCUCCACUGGAAUAUUCACCUGCACUAGCCCUGGUGUCUACAACUUUGGCUUUGACAUCGAGCUAUUUCAGGGAUCUGUGAAUGUGGGUCUCAUGAGGAAUAGCAUAGAGAUCAGGGAUAAGCAAGCAGAGGCCAAAGAUGGCUAUGAGCAUGCUGCAGGAAAUGCUGUCUUGCAGCUGAAGGAGGGAGACAGGGUCUGGCUGGAGUCUAAAGCAGAACCUAAAAAAGGAAGUACUCAAACUGUGUUCUUUGGGUAUUUAUAA